GGGCGGGUGGACGGGGCUAGUACUUGGUAAGAUAAGACUGAUUUUGGCAAAUUACAUAUCCUCUGGGAAAAUAGGGGGCGGGUGGAUGGGCCUAGUAUUUGUUAAAAUAAAACCGAUUUUGCCCACAUUAAUCUUGUAAAAACUUGUGAAAUUUAAAGGUGUUAAAUCGCAAUUUCCAUAAUAACGAGUUAAAUUCCUAAAUCUACCCGAAAUGUGCAAAAUAUGAUGAGUUUUUACUUGUGAUUUAUCAUUGCAUUCAUAUUUUUUAGUUGUUUAUACAGGUGGCUCAAAAAAAUUAAUGAAUGUGUCAGUUUAUUUUAUUGAUUAAAUCAGGAACGGCUCACUCGAUUUUCCCAGAAUAUUUUGGAAAUACAAUACUGUUUUUUUAGUGUUACACUGCACCAAUCCAAGUUGACAUACGUGUCCUUGCAAAAAUAUUGAUGACGUCAUCAUAAAAUUCUGUAAACUCUAAAAUGCUGGAUAUAUUUCACUGUAGUUUAGGUGCGAGGGAAGUUCUGUCGAAACAGCCUUGGACCAAUUUUUUGGGGUUUUGAUUGCUCGAUUUUGCGGUUUCUCAAGUUUUCGAUUUUUAAAAUUUUCAAUUUUUCAGUUAUUCGAUUUUUUAAAUUUUUUGAUUUCUCAAUUCCUCGAUCCAUCGAUAUUCCAUGCUCUUAUUUAAGGGUGGCGUCUGGUUCGGUUUCGCCCAAUACUAAAUACAUUGAAAACAUCGUCGUAGUUUCUGGAAUUGCAUUUUUAAAAUGCUGAAAUCUCCAACCAAGUCAGAAUCUAAGUAAACCUGCAUUCUGCUACCGCAUCACAGCUCCCGAUUUCUCGUUUCAAUAGAUUUUGACUUUUCGCGAGUUAUUUACCUCAGUCGUGGAUUUUUUAAUAUUAUAAAUGGUAUCAAAAGAAAGCUGACACUUUUCCCCAGGGGACCUCCUAUCUCAGAAUGCAAAAAACUUCAGCACUUCGUCAAAAAAUGCAUCAAUGUGCCGGUUAAAAUGUGAUGUAAAAGUUGUUCAACGUUAUAAUUUCUUUUUGUAAAAACUGCAUACUAGAUAUGAAUAUAAAUAUGGAGGUCCCCUGGACUGAAGUUUGUUAAUUCGAAAUAUAAUUUUUUUAAAGCGAUAUAUCUCAUAUUUUUAAAAUGCAACUCCGGAAACCGCGACGAUGUUUUCAAUGUAUUUAGUAUAGGGCUAAACCGAACCAGACGCCAGCCUUAAUAUGUACACACAUAGUUUUUUAUGCGUCUAUUAUAUUUUUAGGAAUAUUUAUUGCAUUUGUAAUUGUAACAUCCUGUACAUGUGCAAAAUGUGUUGUAUCAAAAAAAAAGGUAGACUGUUUCGCGAUCUACCGGGAAAUUUCCCUGUGCCCCGGCGGCACAAUCCGACACUGGUGGACAUAAGUGUAAUGUACUAGCUUUGAAAAAGAGAUAGAGAAUGACAGUUGACAGAAUAUAUAAGUUAGAAAAAUGAGCUCGUGUAAUUAGAGAAACUAACAAUAUUACCUACCCCAAACAAGACAUCACAUUUUGGCGACGAGAAUUAAAAGAACUCAGAAGAAGACCAACGAAGCGAAAAACAACGAACACGCGGAACAGACAACAGGAGAAACACAUAACCUCAACACAACACGUGGUUCGCAACAAACGAAUCGAGGAAAAGAUAACAGAACAUGGACACACACUCAACACCAGUACCUCCAUUUCAUAUAGCAGAAGACCCCAAUAACGUUGGCUCAAGGUGGGAAAAGUGGCUCAACCGUUUUGACAACUAUCUCAUAGCAGCAGGCAUCGAUAAUGAAGACCGAAAGAAAGCCAUGCUUCUCCACUACGCAGGCGAAGAAGUUCAUGAUUUAUAUUUGUCACUUCCUGAACUACCAGCAAACACAGCACAACCCAAUGAAUCACCUUAUCUAACAGCUAAACGAAAGCUCAAACAAUAUUUCACCCCUAGAGUCAACAAAGAAUUUGAAAUGUUUAAUUUUAGGCAAGCCAGACAGAGCGAGAAUGAAACAAUUGAUCAGUUUUACGCAAAGUUACUGAAACUAUCCAAGACUUGCACGUUUGAGAACCCAAAUGAAGAAAUCAAAUUUCAAAUCAUCAUGAACACGAAGUACACAGAACUACGUCGAUAUGGACUCACUGAACAACCCAAUCUCGAUGAUCUAUUGAGCAGAGCACGUACAAUCGAGUGCACAGCUAAUCAACUGAAGGUCAUUGAAGACAAGAUUGUCAUGAACACAAGCACAGAAGAAUGUAGCUACUUAAACAAACAAACGCAACACAGAACCGCACCAGCCAACAGUGGUACGAGCAAGAACAAUUGCAAAAAUUGUGGAGGCAAAUGGCAUCCAAAUGGGAGGAGAGCUUGUCCUGCUCUAAAUGUAAUUUGUCGAAGUUGUGGCAAGAAAGGACACUACGCCCGAGUCUGCAUGUCCACCACAUCAACACAACAGCAACAAGCACAAUCACGAGCAAACCCCCAGCACAACAACCAUGGCACAAAUACUAGCAUAAACAAGAAACAUAAUGGAGAGAGGAAGAACAGAGCACAAAUUCGCUUUAAUGAGCUUAAUAUGGAGCCAGAGUCAACUAAUUCUGAGACAUCUUUCAAAACAACAAUUCGUCCAAACGACAGAACAGCCAUGAAAUGCCCUCAGGUACAUGUUAAGUUGAAUGGGAAAGUAAUCAAUUUCAUUGUAGAUACUGGUUCAUCUGUUAAUCUGAUAAGCUCAAGCACAUUUAAACAAUUUCAUCAGCAGUCACUACAACCAGAUUCCUCAUCGAUUCUCCCGUACAACUGUCAACAACAGUUAGAAGUAGUUGGAAAAUUCAAAGGUCUAUUCCAUUAUAACAACCACCAAACGCGAGCAGAUGUAUUUGUGAUAAAAGGCAACAGUGAAUCAUUAUUGAGCUAUGAUACAGCAAACAAAUUGCAGCUGAUACAACUAUCUAUGAUGAUAUAUCAACCUAUGGACAUGAACUAUAUCAAAAACAAGCAUCCUAAUUUGUGUAAUGGCAUAGGUUGUCUCAAGAACCAAACUGUCAAGCUACACAUUGAUGAGUCAAUUCCUCCAGUAGCAAAUAAACACAGGAGAAUUCCAAUAAAUCUUCGUGAAGCAGUUGAACAAGAGAUAACAAGACUGAUGAAACAAAACAUCAUUGAAAAAGCAACAGGACCAACUCCCUGGGUUUCACCAAUAGUUGUAGUUCCUAAACAUCACGAUCCUAACUCUAUCAGAAUUUGUGUAGACAUGAGAGAGGCUAACAAAGCCAUACUUAGAGAAAGGCAUCCAACACCAACUAUUGAAGAAAUAUUUGCCCAGUUAAAUGGCGCAACAGUCUUCUCAAAGAUUGAUUUGAAAGAUGGCUACCACCAACUAACAUUAGAAGAAUCUUCACGGUAUAUAACAGUUUUUUCAACACAUAUUGGUUUGUAUCAAUAUAAACGACUGAGUUUUGGGAUAAAUUCCGCUGCAGAGAUUUUUCAAAACACAAUAAGACAACUGUUAAACCAAAUAGAUGGUGUGUUAAACAUCAGCGAUGAUAUACUAAUCUUUGGAACAACUCAACAAGACCAUGAUAAGACUCUCAAGCAAGUAAUAGAACGUUUGGAUAACCAUAAUUUGACAAUCAACACAAAGAAAUGCAUUUUUAACACAAACAAAAUCGAUCUCUUUGGAUAUGUAUUCUCUAGCAAAGGCAUUUACCCUGAUCCAGACAAAGUCAAGUCUGUCUCUAACCUAGAACCGCCCAGAAAUGUACAUGAACUAAGAAGCUUCCUAGGAACGUUGAAUUAUGUUGGAAAGUUCCUGCCUCACUUAGCAACAAAUACUGCAAUAUUACGUGAGCUGAUUACAAAAGAUGCUCAAUGGGACUGGACUGAAAAGCAUCACAGCGCUUUUAAUGAUCUUAAGAAACAACUAGAAUCAGCACGAAACCUCGCCUAUUUUGACCAACAGAAAAAGACGCACCUCUAUGUAGACGCUGGUCCCAUAGGACUUGGAGCGAUCCUUUCGCAAGAACUUAAUAACAAAACAGAAGUUAUUUCGUACGCUAGCAGAACAUUAACUUUGACCGAACAGAAAUACAGUCAAAUAGAGAAAGAAACAUUAGCAGCAACAUGGGCCAUACAUCACUUCAGAAUAUACCUGUUAGGAGGUCACUUUGUGUUACACACAGACCACAAACCCUUGGUCUCAAUCCUACAGAACCCUCGAUCAGCUCCAAACGCACGCAUUGAACGACUUUGUUUGAAACUUCAGCCUUAUAAAUUUACAGUUCAAUACCAAAGAGGCAUAACAAAUCCGUCUGAUUAUUUAUCUCGUCAUCCAACACACAGCCCACCAGAAGCAUAUGAUAAAAGUGAAGAAUACGUAGCUUUUGUAACCAAUCAUUCACUACCAAACACAAUUUCACUUGAAGAAAUCGAAAAUGCAAUGAAAGAUGAUUUUCAGUUGCAGCUACUGAAAAAGGCCUUGUUAGAAGAUGAUUCCUUGUUUUGGAAGAAACGAGAACUGCAAACAUUCAAGCAAAUCAAACAAGAGCUCACUGUAUAUGGUAAUAUUAUUCUCAAAGGCAGUCAAAUCGUAAUUCCCAGCAAACUGCAGAAAAACAUUAUCAGAUUGGCACAUAAAGGUCAUCAAGGUCUCGUUAAAACCAAACAACUGGUAAGAACUAAGGUGUGGUUUCCCAACAUCAACAAAAUGGUAGAAGAAGUAGUGAAGUCAUGCACAGCAUGUCAAGCAGUAACACCCUACAACCAGCGAAAUCCGAUUCAAACAUACCCGACAUCCACUCACCCGCUUGAAUGUCUAGAUGUAGAUUACGCCGGACCAUUUCCAGAUGGAAAAUAUUAUUUCAUAAUGGUGGAUGAUUUCUCAAAGUUUCCAUUCGUCAAAAAAGUACCAUCGACCAAUUUCAAACAGCUGAAGCCCGUACUUGACGAGACAUUUGCACUAUUUGGCCUACCAAAAGAACUUAAAUCCGAUAAUGGACCACCCUUUAAUGGAUAUGAAUUGAAAGAAUAUCUUUCAAGCCUUAACAUCAAGCAUCAUUUAAUAACACCACGUUGGCCAGAAGCAAAUGGUAGAACUGAGAGAUUCGUGAAAACGUUCAAGAAAGCCCUCUUGUGCGCAACGAUCAACAGUAACAAUCCAGACGCAGAAAUUCAAGAAUUUUUAAUCAAUUACCGAAGCACCCCUCAUUCAACAACAAACUGCCCACCAUAUCAAAUUAUGUUCAACAGAGAAAUCAACAACUUCUUACCCACUCUCAAAAACAAGACGUUUCAUGAAUACAAUCCCCAAACGGACAUCGACAACAGAAGAAAACAAAACGAACGCGCCAAUCGUAAAAGAAGGACAUUUGAACAUCGCUUACAACUUGGACAAAAAGUUCUUUGCAAACAACAAAAGAAGAAUUCGCUGACUCCACUCUUUGAUCCAGAUCCAUACACGAUCACUAGAAUCACCGGUUCUCAAAUUGAAGCUCGACGAGGAGAAAAGGUGAUUGUCAGAAAUUCAUCAUUCUUCAAGCUACACCACUCAGCACAGAGUCCAAGGCCAGAGUAUCACCCCUCAACAAGUUUGGCACCCAGUCGAUCUUCCCAAUCUGAACAAACGCGAACACCGUUCCCCACAACACCUCCAAGGUCGACAGCUCCAGCCACGACACCCCUUAGACAAGACAACACGGAAGACAAAGUAAACAGUCCCCCAAAUCAACGAGUCGAGACGCCCACUGGACGACGUCCCCAGCGAGACAGAAAACCACCGUCGAAGCUCCGGGACUAUCUUGUAGAACUCUAAUGGCAUGUGCGUCAUAUGAGUUAUUAAGUUUAACUUUUAUUUUGUAUUUGGUAUGUGUUCUUUAAUUUUCAGUAAGGGAGGAAAUGUAAUGUACUAGCUUUGAAAAAGAGAUAGAGAAUGACAGUUGACAGAAUAUAUAAGUUAGAAAAAUGAGCUCGUGUAAUUAGAGAAACUAACAAUAUUACCUACCCCAAACAAGACAUCACAAUAAGGAAUGACUGUUUUACGUAAUUCGAUGGACCACUAUGUAUGUUAUUAUGUAGAACUUGAAUAUUUUAUUAAAUAACCCGCAUAUGAGAUGAGAACAAAGGAGAUCCACACAACACAAUAGUUCAAAUCGCUGGUGAAUAAAACGCACAUUAUGGGGAAUGAAGAAAGGCUAGGUCUAAACAAUGAACAUUACGAACAUAGACAUCGUGACCUGAUUAUGGAUACCAGGAUCAUCUUUUUUUUAUGAAUCCCGAUUUAUUAUGAAUCCUAUAUCUAAUGGCGAGUAAAAUACACACCCUCAACAUGGUUAAAAAAUAUUAAGGACGCGCUGCUCGCUUAGGCUGAAUUUUAAAACGGUUGACAUUGGUUAUAUUUCCAACUGGCGCAAAAUUCAAUCUCUUAAUUUUCAUUCAAACAAUUUUGCAAACAUAUUUUUAGUAUGAUGCUUAAAUUUUGUAAAAUAGCUAUAUUAAAUGAAAUGUCGGCUUAGAAAAGUGCACUUUGUUAAAAUUUAAACCGAAAAUGUCUUCAACACGUUAAACUUAAAAUAAUAUUAGAAAGAUAGAGUAAGAACUUACCAUGCAAAAACUACCUUCUUUCAGAAAGGUUUUGACACAGUGGUAAUUUUUGAUUGUAUUUGUAAUAUCUGCGUUAUCUGUGCCAUUAGAAAUUAAGUUUUAUUUAAAUAAAUGGUGUCCUCUCCUUCGAUAA
Zophobas morio is the source of this 6732-nucleotide messenger RNA. RefSeq lists its product as uncharacterized. The record is from RefSeq and is a predicted model, not a curated record. The coding region runs from base 1675 to 5811 and encodes 1378 amino acids. The transcript is spliced from 2 exons. Lineage: Eukaryota; Metazoa; Arthropoda; Insecta; Coleoptera; Tenebrionidae. Gene Ontology annotation, biological process: DNA integration; proteolysis. Gene Ontology annotation, molecular function: aspartic-type endopeptidase activity; zinc ion binding; nucleic acid binding.